Fonsecaea multimorphosa CBS 102226 is the source of this 2040-nucleotide messenger RNA. RefSeq lists its product as uncharacterized. The record is from RefSeq and is a predicted model, not a curated record. NCBI's taxonomy places the organism in Eukaryota, Fungi, Ascomycota, Eurotiomycetes, Chaetothyriales, Herpotrichiellaceae. The coding region runs from base 1 to 2040 and encodes 679 amino acids. The transcript has a single exon. Gene Ontology annotation, molecular function: TFIIIC-class transcription factor complex binding. Gene Ontology annotation, biological process: RNA polymerase III preinitiation complex assembly. Gene Ontology annotation, cellular component: transcription factor TFIIIB complex.
AUGUCGACCUUCAGUUCAGUCGUGCGAAAGCCAGGGCAGAAGAUAGUCCCCAAGGGUCCCAGAAAGAAUGUCCAAAGAAAUGCUCUCCGACAUGCUGCACCGCCAUCCCUGACGCCGGAGAGCCAGACUGUGAGUCCUGCUGUUGAACUUGUUGACGAACCAGUUCAAGGUCAAGAACGGGAGCCGCAGCUAGAAGCGGAGACAACUCAGGUGUCCAGCGAAAUACCUUCCGUUGCCAGUUCAAUAGAUACAGCAGGAGUGCCCUUCAAUACACCGCCUCAGAGCGAAGAAGCAGUGAUCGAAAGAGUCCCUUCAACCUCCGUUGAAGUUAUUGUUCCGAUUCAAACAAGUCACGAAAUCGAAAUCAUCCAUUCCACCAGCGUAAGCCAGAUUCGUCCCCAACAAAGUGUCAUUCCCUCGAUUUCAGUUUCGAUCCCUUCGUCUGUUCGCCAGAAACGAAGAGCUACCCAUGAGCCAACCUCUCCAGCAUCAGAAGACCUUGCUCAAGAAAGAGAAAGCCCGGAUACUUCUAGAAAGCGGCAGAAGACUACUCACACAGUCGAGGAUCUGAGAGACUCAGAAUCACAUACCCCUCCCCCCCUCGAUUCCACGCCACCAGUAGUGAGGACCAGCCCGCGAGCUAGGCGGAGCGAGUCACGUACAUCGGACGCGUUACUACAAGAUGCGACAACCCAAGCAGCCGCAGUAUCAGAACUUGCAAACUCUAUUGAGAACAGAGCAAGAUCGCACCAGCCGCGCUCAGCGCGUCGAUCGGUAUCGCAGGCAGCAGAGACAGAAGAGAAUGCGGUUGAAGAUGCUCCGCAACCCAGAACGAAUCGUUCAAAGAAAAAGUCACAAUCGAAAAGGAUACAAGAGCUGGCCCAACAAGUCGUGGAAGAUGCCGUUCGUGGAAGCACAGACGAAACAAGCCGUCGUCGUUCUCGCCUUGCUACUCCGGACAAUGCUGAAGAACUAGAAAUAGACCCGCAGGAGGUCUCGAUGGCAGACCUCGUCAAGGAUAACAAAAUAGGCAAGAAAUCAGACACGGAGAAGCGAAUGCAGGAGAACUGGCCGGAGAUCAAAAAGCGACGCAAGGAGGAGGUUGAGAAGCGACGCGAAGCUGCUCUGGGGGGAAAGAACGCCUCGACUAACGAGGAAGAACACGAGGGAGCACAGGAAGCGGCUGUUCCCAAGCAGAUCAUUGUCAACGGACAAAUUGUGGUGGCAGCCGAGUCUCGAGAGGUCGCAUUCGGCGCAGGCGUUGAAGAAGCGGUGAUCCACGACGCAAAUGUUGCACUCGAGGAUGACCGGAUUUACAAGUACGUUACACAGGGUACAUUGGGGAAGAAUGCAGGUCGAGUGCGCCCGAGCCGUUGGGAUGAAGAUCAAACCAACCUCUUCUUCAAAGGUCUACGCAUGUUCGGCACAGAUUUCAGCAUGGUUGCGAAUCUCUUCCCAGAAGGCGUUGACCGGCGCAUGAUUAAGAAGAAAUACUUGAUCGAGCUAGAGACGGAUCCGGAGAGAGUCGAGACGUGUGUUGCCGCCAAAGAAACUGUGAGCAUUGAGGAAUACCAGGCGAUGACAAACCAGGAGUUUGAGGACCCGGAAAAGGUAAUGAAGGAGCUGGAGGAACAAGAGCGAAGACUGAGGGAAGAGGAUGAGAAAAGAAAAGCAGACCAGGGAUUUGUUGAUCAUAAUGUGGGAGCGGACGUGCCGUUGCCAUCUACGGAGAGGGAUGAGGCAGGUAUCGACGAAAUUUCGAUGGCAGGCCAAGGAGAGCAGGCCUCUGCGGAUGCACACUUGGCUACGCCAGAAGCCACAAGACGGGUAACUCAGGCACCAAGCAUGGAUCGAAUCGAGCGGAUCUCAGCUUUGGCGGAGAGGGUCGUCCAGGCCACUGUGAAUCCCAAGAAGAAACCGCGGCGUCAAACAAAGGAGUCAGCUGGGGCUGGUCGUGGUGGCAGACAGCCUAAAAAGGGACGGAGAGCGGUUGAAGGUGUUGAGGAGAGAAUUGGACCUAUUGACGAGGUUGAUCAGUGA